Messenger RNA from Frankliniella occidentalis (western flower thrips), 815 nucleotides. It is a transcript of the gene DENR, whose product is annotated as density-regulated protein homolog. Gene Ontology annotation, biological process: formation of translation preinitiation complex; translation reinitiation. The transcript has 6 exons. NCBI's taxonomy places the organism in Eukaryota, Metazoa, Arthropoda, Insecta, Thysanoptera, Thripidae. Gene Ontology annotation, molecular function: translation initiation factor activity; mRNA binding. The coding region runs from base 175 to 735 and encodes 186 amino acids. The record is from RefSeq and is a predicted model, not a curated record.
CUCUCUUCCACCUCUCUCUUUCACACGCACACUCUUCGAAGGCUUCGAAGUGCAACAACUUCUGACCGUUUUCGACCACACUCAUUAAAUGGUCGAGGAGCUGCCUACUGCUUCUACCAUUCAUCCAGUCUUCUUUAGGUUUUAGGUACAGUGAAGUCAGUAUUACCAACGGACAUGGCUGAUGGAGAAGACACAGCUACUUUGGCAGCUGGGCCACAACCAGGUGUCAAGUACCCUUUAAGUGUGCUGUACUGUGGUAACUGUUCAAUGCCCAUAGAGUACUGUGAAUAUUAUCCUGAAUAUGAAAAGUGUAAGCACUGGUUGGAAAAGAAUCUUCCUGCAGAAUUUGAGAAGAUGGUAAAGCUCGGUGAAGGAGAUGAUGGGGCUGAUGGAGGGGGCAAUGAUGAUGACAAGAAGAGGCAGAAGCGCGGUGGCAAAGGAAUGAUGAAGGCCAAGAAAAAAGAUGACACACCUAAACAAGUAACCAUAUCUAGAGCUCCCAGAGGCAAGAAGAAAUCUGUCACAGUUGUUACUGGUCUCAGCACUUUUGACAUUGAUUUGAAGGUUGCAGCAAAAUGUUUUGGAACAAAGUUUGCUUGUGGUUCAUCUGUAACGGGUGAUGACGAAAUUGUUAUACAGGGAGAUGUUAAGGAUGAUUUAUUUGAUUUUAUUCCUGAAAAGUGGCCAGAGAUUGAUGAAGAUUUUAUUGAAGAUCUAGGAGACCUGAAGCGAUAACACACUAGUGUAAUGUGUUGAACCAUCAUAUGGCUAUUGGGAUAAUUCACCACUUUUCAAAAUAUAAUUUAUUUUAGUAA